Diabrotica balteata is the source of this 2103-nucleotide messenger RNA. The record is from the annotation of a GenBank genome assembly. Lineage: Eukaryota; Metazoa; Arthropoda; Insecta; Coleoptera; Chrysomelidae.
AUGUCGGAUUGUGAUUCGGAAUCUGAGAAGAGGAGUUCAACGCCUGAAUAUAAAAAGUUUAAACGGGGCGAGAGUUCUAAAAAACUUACUCACCGAAAACAGAAAUACCGUGUAGAAUGGGAACAAGACUCUAAGUUUAAAGGUUGGAUCACAAAUAGUAAUGACACUACAAAGGCUCGUUGCCGCGCUUGCAAUGUAGAAUUCACUGCCGAAAUCACUGUAAUUAAAAAUCAUGCGAAGUCCUUGAAACAUGCCCUAAAAGUGAAAAGUUUGCCAAAUACAACAAUUACAUCUAUGUUUAAUAAGCCUGAGAGCUCUGUUCAAACUCAGAGUAAAAUUGCCGAAAUAAAAUUUACAGGAUUUAUGACGGAACAUAAUGUUUCAUUUAAUUCAGCUGAUCAUUUAACAAAUCUGAUUAAAAAUUGUUUUCCUGAUUCUAAGAUUGCCCAGAAUAUGUCACUAGGAAGAUUCAAAGCUACACAAAUAUCAAAAAAUGUAAUCGGUGCUUGUGCGGAGGAAGAAAUUGUUUCGUAUUUAAAGUGCUCAAAAUUUAGUUUGAUAAUUGAUGAAUCUACAGACAUUUCUUCUGUCAAAACUUUGUGUAUUUGUGUACGUUUUUUUCAUCCGAAAACCUGUAAAAUUGAUACUCUUUUUUGGAAGCUUAUACAAAUUUUUUCCGACGACGAACCUGAGAAAGCAAAGGAAGGAGCUACUAGCCAGAGGUUAUAUGAAGAAAUAAUUAAAAUCUUAUCAAAAAAUAAUAUACCUCUUCAAAACAUGAUAGGUUUUGCAUCAGAUGGCUGCAACACUAUGUUUGGUAGUAAAAACUCCGUAGCAAGCAAAUUGGCCAACGACAUUCCAGGGUUAAUGCUACAAAAAUGUACGUGUCACUCUUUGCAUUUAUGUGCGAGUGAAGCAUGCAAAAAAUUACCACGAAGAUGUGAAGAUUUGGCCAGAAAUAUUUACGGGUUUUUUAAAAAUAGUGCUAAACGACAGGCCAUGUUUAAAGAAUUUCAGGACUUUUGUAACACUGAGCCACAUAAGAUUCUCAGACCAGCGCAAACUAGAUGGUUAUCAUUAUUACAAGUAGUUAAACGAAUCUUAGAACAGUGGGAACCUCUAAAAUUAUUUUUUACUUCUAAUUAUUUAGAGCAUCGGCUUAUAGCCAGCGAAGAAAUAUAUAUUGCUCUUAAUAAGCAAGAGAUUAAAUUAUUUUAUUUUUUUUUGGAAUGGGUACUUCCUAAAUUUGUUGAAUUAAACAAAUACUUUCAAAGUGAAAAGGUAGUCAUUUCAUAUUUACAUGAUAGGAUGGUUAUGUGUUUUAAAGAUUUAUUAUCCGCUUUUAUGGAUCCAAAUUAUAUCAAUAGGACACCCCUUGGUAAAAUUAAUCCAACUGAUAACACACACUUUCUCCUGAUUACAAACAUGUAUCUGGGCAUUGGAGUUCUUAACAAUAUUGAUUCUGUAGAACAGGCGACAAAACUAGAUUUUCUUGAACGCUGUCGUGAUUUUUUAAUUACUGCUUGUCUGCAGAUUCAGAAACGUUAUAACUUCGAAGAUCCUGUCUUAAGUCAACUUUCCAUUUUAAAUAUAAAUAAUAUCAAAAAAGGAACUGGAACUACACUUUUGCCGUUAAUGAAAUCUCUACCCCAAAUUUGUGACCUCCAAAAUACUAGCCAAAUUCAAAAAAUUGACGAUCAGUGGAGAAAAUUAAGUCAUUUCGAGGAUUUACCAGAAUCUACAGAAAUAGAUGUUUUUUUUGCUAACCUACGUCAAGUAACUGACUUUAGCGGCGAAUUUAUAUUCCCCGAUUUAUGUAAUUUUGUUUUGAGUGUUCUUUCACUCCCACAUUCCAGUGCCAGUUGUGAAAGACAAUUUUCAAAAGUAAAUUUGAUUAAAACAAAAUCAAGGAAUCGAAUGAUAACAGAUACGCUAAAUGGACAUAUAUUAUCAUCGCAACAACUACAAAAAGACUGCGCAAAUUUUAAACCUGACAAUAAAAUGUUAAGAAACAUGAUGUCCGACAAACUCUACCAGGCCGGGACUGCUGCAGGGAAGGAAAAUCCAGAACAAUCGGAUGAUAUCAUUUUUGAAGAUUUAUAA